GCUUUGACACCCACUAAUGAUCGAACAAAUCACGGCGUUCAGUGAACGAUAACAAUGAAGCUAUCGACGGCUGAUGGUGGGAAGAUUUACUGAUAACAUAGAAUAUGCAUUAAGAUCAAUAUGCCUAUUCGGUUAUUGAUUUACGAGUUCUCAGAAAGCAUCGGAAUCACAGCGGUUAAAAGCUGGUGUAACUAAGUUUGCCGUGAAUUAUUGCACUGGUUUCCAACAGCACAGAAAUUGGAGCAAGGAGCUGCUGACUACAGUGAGUGAAGAUGGAUGCUGACGAGUUCCGAAGACAUGGUAGAGAAAUGAUUGACUAUGUAGCCAACUACCUGGAGACAAUCCGACUGAGGCGACCGUUCCCCGAUGUAAAACCUGGAUAUCUUCGUGAACUGGUGCCAGAUGAAGCACCGCAAGAUCCCGAACAGUGGAAGGACAUCUUUAAAGAUAUUGAAGGAAUUAUCAUGCCUGGGGUGACUCACUGGCACAGUCCACAGUUCCACGCGUACUUCCCAACAGCCAACUCCUAUCCUGCCAUACUUGGAGACAUUCUCUCAGACGCCAUUGGUUGCAUUGGAUUUACAUGGGCCUCUAGUCCAGCGUGUACGGAACUUGAGGUUGUCAUGAUGGACUGGCUGGGGAAGAUGUUGAAACUGCCCGAUGAGUUUUUGUUCUGUUCAGGUGGAAAUGGAGGUGGGGUCAUUCAGGGUACGGCUAGUGAAGCUACACUGGUGGCGUUGUUGUCUGCCCGGACGACAGCGAUGAUAAAGAUUAAGAAGGAUUCUCCGGACAUGGAAGAUGGAAUGAUUAUCUCGAAGCUUGUAGCUUACUGCUCCGAUCAGUCUCACUCGUCCGUGGAGCGGGCUGCGCUGAUCGGGGUCGUGAAGAUGAACAAACUGGAGACAGACGAGGAUGGAGUCUUACAUGGAAUGGCUCUACAGAACGCCAUUGCUGCCGACAAGGAGAAGGGUCUCAUACCAUUCUUUUUCUGUGCAACUCUGGGAACUACAAUAUCCUGUGCAUUUGACAAAAUUACAGAACUGGGACCAGUUUGCACUAAUGCAGGGAUUUGGAUGCACAUUGAUGCAGCGUAUGCAGGGAGUGCAUUUAUUUGUCCACAGUUCCGACCAUUGCUUGAUGGAGUGGAACAUGCUACAUCAUUCAACUUUAACCCUCACAAAUGGCUGCAGGUCAACUUUGAUUGCUCGGCUAUGUGGGUUAAAGACAAGCGCUUGGUUAGUGAAGCAUUUGAAGUUGAUCCACUCUACCUAAAACACGAGAACCAGGGCAAGAUGCCGGACUACAGACACUGGCACAUUCCACUGGGUCGAAGAUUCCGGUCUCUGAAACUGUGGUUUGUUCUACGGAUGUAUGGCCAGAAAGGUCUACAGCAGUGUAUUAUGAAAGAUGUAAACCUGGCUAAAGACUUUGAGUCGUAUGUGAAGGCAGACCAAAGGUUUGAGAUUAUCAACACCAGCAUGGGCCUCGUCUGUUUCAGAUUACAGGGAGAUAACGACACUAAUGAGCGAUUGUUGAAAGCUAUCAAUGACGAAGGACGAAUCCACCUUGUGCCCUCCAAGAUGAAAGGAAAAUAUUUUCUCCGCUUCGCUGUGUGUGCGUCACGCACCAACUUGGGAGAUGUGAAAUUUGCCUGGCAGGUCAUACAGGAUGCAACAGAAAACCUGCUCAAGGAAACAUAAUGAAUGUUCAGGAUUAAGAAACAUCAAUAUGCAUAUACUGAAUAGAAUUGUACAAGUUCUUUCAGUACAAAAAAACAUCUGUAUCCAGAAACUGAAUAAUAUUUAUGCUAAAGGUUUUUUUCAAGGAACUGUAAUGAAUAUUCAGUAUAAAAAACAUCAAUGUCUGUAUACUGAAUAGCAUUCUAAUUGUGUGUUAAGGAAAUGUAAUGAAUAUUCAUUAUAAAAAACAUCGUAUCAGAUAUAGACUAGAUUUCUAAUUGUGUCUUAAGUAUGUUAACACGAACAGCAUGUAUUCAUUGAAGGUUGACUGUCGCAUGUUUACAUGUUUAAUUUAGGAUGGAGUCAUCUUUUGAUUUUCUAGUCGGGAAUUUUUCCAAAGCAUUUCUUAAAAACUACUAUUUUAUUAGAUGGUUUAUCAGUAAUAACAGUUUGUAUUCUAUAAUGGAACCAGACAAAACUGAACCGUAUAAGCUAUAUACCAGAGGAGUAGUGUUCUGUUACAUAUAAUAUUCAUUUUAAAAUCAUUUGUACCGGUUCUCAGUUUUGAACUUUUCCCUGAGACUUUGCCAUGUGUGCGAGUUUUCUAAGCUAGUCUUGUGAGUGGCAGUCCUCCUACAGGCGGUGCAAGAGGGAUGAAACCACCUGUUACAUAUCUCCUAGGGGAGAGCACAUGAUGGUGGAUCAAGAAAACAAUCAUGACUUUGCUGAAUGUCCUUUCAACUCUGCCUUAUGCAGAGAUACUAUUUUGAUAUCGGAACAUACACACAUUACAGUCGGAUAAGGCUCUGGCAAAAACACAACUUGAGAUGGAAAUGCUGACAUUUUGGAGGGAAAAUAAUUGAAAAUAAGUUGUUUUAGUCUUAAUAACGGUAUGUGUGUAUUCAACUUGAGUGUUAACACAAACCCAUUCUAUUAGCAGUUUGAAUUUGAGGUAGGAUCAUUUAGACUGAGUUGCAGUGACAGAAAGCAUCAAUGUUCAUGUUUUACCAGGUUCCACUUUGUUUAUAAAAAGUAAAAAAAAGGAAACAGAAGAAAUACUGGGGGUUUGGGGUAUGUUUAACAAAAGACAACAUCAUGGUUGUGUGUUUUAAUUUCAUGACUAUUUUUAUAUAACGUUUGCCCUGCGUAGUGUUGCAGUGUGAAUAAUUUAUUUUGUUUAUAGUAAUUUAUCUUGUUUAUAUAUUUCAAUUAGACAGAAGAUAAUUGGUUUUUAUUUAUCAAGCGCAGUCUUUCAACCAGGAUUUACCUAGAGUGGUUGCCUUUUUUUGCUUUGAAAGCUGCAACCAAAUUUAUUUUUAAGAUUUUAAAAGCAAUUUUAUAAGCAUUUAAAUACAUGUACAUUCAUCUGGUCCAGGAACUGUUGAGGACAGGAAUUCUAAGCGUUUCAAUCAUACAGUUUACUAGUAAUACUAUAUAUUUGUUUUAUUCCAUUGAUUAACAACAACUGAAGGGAUCCACACUUAUUAUUGUCUUCAUUUAACAUGCAGUCAUUCCUAGAUUAUUCAUAGUUAUGUGUAUAGAUAAGAUGGAUGUGUAGAAUGAUCUGUUUUACUGCAGCAUUUUGAUGCCAUCUAAAAUAUUUGUUUACCAUAUAUUUGCCUAACAUGUAAAACUCGAUAUACCAGGCCCAUAGGAACGAUAUCUGGAGUGGGAAGGUCACAAUCUAUAGUGGAGGGGUCACAGUGUUUAGUGGGUGUACAAGUCAUAUGUUUAUUUUUAUCUACAUAGAGUCAGACCCCCCCCCCCCCAUUUUUUGUCCUCAAGUGAGGAGGGCAUAACCCACCCCAAACACCCCAUCCCCAUCCCUGGUUCCUAGGGACUUGUAUCCUACAGAUUACAUUUAUUUUCUAAAUUGUUUUUUAUUAUUAUUACUUCCUGUGCAGUACCACAACGCAUGUUGGCCAAAACAUUGUUUUAUCUAUAGAGCUCUCCAGGGUGGAUCCAGGAUUUCAUGAAAUGGGAGCCACCAGUCCCAUGUGGUUGACAGUGGCAGCAUGCGAGGCACAGAGUCAGAUUGUUAAUUUGUUGAUCCAAGAAGAAAUAAAUUUGUGUUUUCU
This is a messenger RNA of Gigantopelta aegis, 3757 nucleotides long. RefSeq names its product aromatic-L-amino-acid decarboxylase-like. The record is from RefSeq and is a predicted model, not a curated record. Gene Ontology annotation, molecular function: pyridoxal phosphate binding; aromatic-L-amino-acid decarboxylase activity. Gene Ontology annotation, biological process: amino acid metabolic process; catecholamine metabolic process; serotonin biosynthetic process. Bases 273 to 1700 code for a protein of 475 amino acids. NCBI's taxonomy places the organism in Eukaryota, Metazoa, Mollusca, Gastropoda, Neomphalida, Peltospiridae. The transcript is spliced from 13 exons.